Messenger RNA from Mya arenaria, 828 nucleotides. RefSeq lists its product as uncharacterized. The coding region runs from base 1 to 828 and encodes 275 amino acids. The transcript is spliced from 7 exons. The record is from RefSeq and is a predicted model, not a curated record. NCBI's taxonomy places the organism in Eukaryota, Metazoa, Mollusca, Bivalvia, Myida, Myidae.
AUGUCUCUGGUGAUGACCACGUCUAAGAUGAUUUUAGACUUUUUGAAAUUCUUUGCUCAGCUUUUUGGGCUUUUGUCGUACCAAUCAACCGAGCCGACCACACCUAACAUUUAUUGCACUACCACGGGUCUGACACCGUUUUUCCAACACCAGGAUAUAAACUCAGAUGUUGUGCUUUUGAUAAACGAUGACAUUUGCUUUACCGGAAUAGAUAACGGAGAUUGGAUUAAAGUGUCCGAGGAAGUAUAUGCCUUGAAGCCAUCACUUGUUUGGAAAGGCGAUGAAGCAAAUUUCAAUCCCGAAGAAGCUGAAUACACACAUGUGGUGUGUGCUGAGUCCUACCAGCAGCAGUGUAUGAACUAUCGGGAUACGUUUGAUUACUUUUGGACACGAAACCAAACAGACGCCAGUCGAAGUAUACACAAACGGCAAUUUGGUAACCUAGGAAGUACUGCCUUGUGGAGCUCGUGGAGCAAAUGGAGUGAAUGUUCAGGCAUAUGUAACAAGGUGGGCGUGCGAACGAAAGAGCGAAAGUGCGAACUUUUGAACAAAGUACCGUCUACUGCUUGUAGUGGAACCAGUGAGGCAUCAGAAACAUGCAACUCCGAUUGCCAAAACAGUACUUGGACAUCAUGGGAAAGAUGGAGCUACUGUCCCGAACCCUGCAAUGGUACAACCACACGUCUGAGAAAUUGCAAGACGGACAACUGUACGGGGUCAGAUUUUGAACAAAAAAGCUGCACACAGGAUUUAUGCAGUGCAUUUUUGAUUAAAACCUCCCAGAAAGGUGACCGAUUAGAAAAGUCGUUCAGUGUGACACCAAAGUAG